AAUGAGACCGGAGCCGCGUUAAAUGCCCAACGAUACCGGGAACUGACGAAAUAGAACGAUAUAAUCUCGUGCACGGUAUACUUCCUGGUCCAAUUGUAAUGGAGACCGAAUUUCUCUGAGACCAACCCCUCUGCCUCCAACGGACGGAUGACAGACCUAGAGAAGAGAUGGAACACUUGUGUAGGAUUAGAAACGAUAUACUUUACAUCCAAGCAUGACACGCACAGUGGCCAGCAUCACUGUAGCCAUUCUCAGAUUCGAUAGCUCUAAAAGCAGGCAUGUAACUGCUGUUUGCAAUUGUCUUUUGUUGCGCUCUCAUGCCAGACUGUGAUCAUUUCGAUUGAAAAGAAAACAUCGCUACUCUCAUGAUCAGAGGCGAGGUGAGAUGAUACACAGUCUAUCCAAGAUCGUCUAUCAAGAGUUCUAUUCACUUCCGAGUAAAAGGGUUGUACAAUCCAAUGGCGUCAAAUUCGAAGGUAUCUAUUUUGGAUUACUUUAAUAUCGUAUUUGAAGGGGAAAAUGGCAAAAUCGAAUCCAACUGCAAGGCUUGUGGCACAAGGAUUCAGGCCAAACGAAGUGUCACAUCCAACUUCGUCACCCAUCUGAAGCGUAAGCACCAGGCCAUGUAUGAUGAGUUUGUUAAGAGGAAGGAUAUGAAGAGAGAGGCAUACUCAUCUAGCUCCAUGCAUGGCCUCACCACCGCCACCAACGGGGGCAGCGUCCGCUUCUCUCACACCAUUUCUGCUGGAGCCGGAGGGGGAGGGAUAGGAGGAGCAGGAGGGGCUGCAGGAGGAACCAAGUUUGACCGCCAUGAUCCUCGGCAGGUCCUGAUCUCGGAGGCUAUCGCAAAGAUGAUCGUGCGUGACCUGCAGCCGGCGUCCAUCGUGGAGAACCAAGGUUUCCGUGAGCUCCUCGCCCUUCUGGAGCCUCGUUUCACCCCUGAGUCGCGGCGCUACGUCCAGAGCCAGCUUCUACCAGCCUACGCCUACCAGGCCCAGCUCGCCACCCGCCAGGCCUUGGCCUCGGCGCACGCUCUCAGUCUAAGCCUGGAUUUGUGGAGUGGUCCCUCAGGGGCCAGUGCAGGGGCCAAUGCAGGGUACCUGGGUGUCACCUGCCACUUCCUGACCGCUGAUUGGCAGAUGCGCUCUGCCUUGCUGGCAUGCCUUUCCCUGGUUGGUGGCAGUUCAUCCAACCGUGUGCUGACAGAGUUUCAAGAGGUGUGCCAUGCUAACGGGGUUCUGGGACGCGCGUUCCGCGUGGUGGCCGACGCCUUUCCUGCUGAAACGUGGCCCACGUGUCACCUGCCGGGCUUCCACAUCCACGCCAAUGGAGAAGGGGAGGAGGAGGAAGAGGUGGACAGUGGGAACGAGGACGCGCAGGGAGCGGACAAGAGGAACGGAGGGAGCGACGGAGGGGAAGAAGUGGGAGAGGAGUGGGGGGACUUGUGGGACCAGGGUCUGGGUGUGUGUCGGGUGGACUGUUUCUCUCGCUCCCUGGACGCCUGUGUGAGAGAGGGGUUGCGUUCCUGCCCUCAGCUCUCCUCCGCCCUGGCCAAAGCUGCCUGCUUCUACAAUUACAUCACCUCUGCUGUGCCCACAGAGAAACUCAACCAGGUGUUCGGCAACCCCGAGGGCCCCCCGGCAGGUUUGGGGGGCCCUGCACCUGUGGAAAGGGACUGGGCGUCCCAGCUGAAGGUGUUGCGGCGCAUGCUUGACUGUGCUGACUUCCUGGAGGAGGUGAGCGGGCGAGGGGAGCUGGCGCUGGGCAGCCCAGAGAGGGCGCUACUGAGGGAGCUCACAGACACACUGGAGCCCUUCACUGAAGCCUGGGACAUGGUGCAAGGAGACCGACAGGCAGACAGACACGUGGCCCUCAGCUUAGCUCUGCCCUGUGUGCUGGGGCUCCGGAAGCACCUGUCAGAGACCUCCACCCCCCACUGCCCCUCUCUCCUGCUGGGCCUGGCCCAAGGUGUGGAGCGCAGGCUGGCUCCUCUCCUGCAGGACCCUCUCUACAUCACUGCCACCACCCUGGACCCCCAGUUUAAGCUCUCCUGGAGCAGUGAUGACUGGCACAGGCAGGUUGUCCUGGAGGAGGUGAGUAAACUCUCCACCCCGGCCUCGAGCCUCCAGGACCCCUGCUCGGAGACCCAUCCCCAGGCCCAGUCACCUUCAUCCCAGGCCCCAUCACCUGUCUCCUCACUGGCCAGACCCUGCAAGCUCUUUUCCUUCAUAAAACAGAGGCCAACGGCUCAGGCCAAGAGCCUGGAGCAGGAGCUGGCUGCGUACCUGCAUGAGGAGCCCACGGACGAGGAGCCCUUGCACUACUGGAGGCGGAAGGCCAUUGACUUCCCUCAGCUUGCCCAGGUGGCCCAAAGGGCGUUCACCAUCCCAGCUAGCAGCACGGGUGUAGAAACCAUUUUUUCCCUGGCAGGACGCUGUCUGCGGCCAGAGACGGGCCGCGUCCUACCAAAGAACCUGGAGACACUCAUCUACCUGAAGGCCAACUACAGGCUUCUGUGGAUGUAGGGGAGAAAUUCUACUGCUGUUCAGAUACACACACUACUGACCGUAAGACAUUGGGCCAAUUACAACCAACUGAGCUAAGGGGAUGGGUCUUAAGGGACUCCAAUUGUUGUAACUUGCUUGUUUCGGUAGAUAAAUAAAUACUUUAUAUAUAAACAAAAUAUUUUUAUGGGUUCCAUCCUUUAUUUUGAGUUUGAAACAAGGGGCUACUUUGACAUCACAGCCCAGCAAGUUUUACUUAGUUGCUAUGGAAACAACUCACGUUGGUUGGAAUUGGCUUGUGUCAAUAAUUAUGGGAACCUAAAUUAUUUAAAGGACUUCAAACCAAUGUGAGAUCUGGAAGCAUGGAUUAUGCAUUGAUUCCAGAGUUGCCUCAGAAGUCACAUCUAUCUAGCUGUUCUUAAAUUGGGAUUAUGACUUAGGUGGUAUUUGAUGCCACCAUUGUCAGACUUGUGUGCGUGCAGAGUAGCACUAGCCUUCUGACCACAGUCUAGAUGUUUCUUUGGACAAUCUAGAAUAAUGUAUUAUAUUUCUGUGGACCAAGAAGGCUGAUCAAUACUAAUGCAUUUACCGACAUUCUUAUUACAGCUGCAGCAGGAUUUAGAAUCAUAAUAUUAUGUUACAGAAAACACUGACUCCCAAACACAGCUUGUGCCUGUACUAUACUACCAGCCAGUAUACUGUAGUCAGAUACCAAGGAUAACCAAAUGGUCUUUUAUAUAGCAUUUAUAUAUCAAUGAUAAGCUUAGGUCGUAACUAAUUAAAUAUGUUAGCUUAGUGAAGCUGAGCCAGGAGUGAUAGGCUUCACUUUGUACACACAUUGUAAGAUGGACUGAUUCACUCACUCCCUUUCUCUUUCUCACUACAAUAAACUUAUAGAGUUGUACAAUAGUGGAUGGGCAAGUUUGUUUGAGUCAGUUUGAGACAUCUUAGCAUGUGUUCUUAGACGUACAGUAUGUGUUGUUGUGUUUUCUGAUAGUGAAAGCAUGCCGUGUGCGCGUAGGAAUGAGUGUGUGUGUCCGCACACACAUCUUUCGCUGGUGGAGGAAUGGCAGGCAGACUGCCAAUCUCAUUUUUGACCCUAAUGCAUUUAUAUCUUCCCCUGCAAAUCCUUCUUAGCCCACAUGCCCUUCCACCGACUGGGGGGUCAAUUUCAUUUCAAUUUCAUUAUGAGCUCUUUUUCCCCCUUCCAAUUUCAUGUCCAAUUUCAUUUCUGAGGAGAGGGAAAAUGAAAUGGGAUUGAUCCCUGACUCUACCCUAAAAACCUUUCACAGGAGGGAUUGGGUUGGUGGUGGCUUGACAUGCCUUUAUGUGUGUCUUUCAGUUUCUGCGCGGAUGUGUGUGGGCAUGCAUGGGAAUGCUCCCUUUGUUUACGAACAGGGACUGUAAUUGUGUAGUCCGGCCAGCAAAGAUAUGAGGUAAUUUAAAGUAAUUCCAUUACGGUUCAGUUUAAAUGAGCUGUGAGGGAGCCAGGCAGACAGGAAGUUACAUUCGUCACUGUACUUGGUUCUACAGCCUAUAAAGGGCAACACAUGAUCACUGAGACACAAUAUAGUGUUCUGUAGCUAGAUGCCUCCCGAGAUAGACCCGCCCAGUCCAAUCCCACCCUGUCAGCCAGGUUGUUAGUCAGGUGGAGAGGGAUGGAGAUGGUCUGACAGAAACAGAAUUGGUCUCAUCAAAACAAUCUGGAGAAGGGGGUUGCUCAUGGCAACGAGGCAGCCCCCCCCCUGCCCCCCCUUCUUCAAAAUGCACAUUCUUAACUGUCAGUUUCUAUUUCUCUCUCUUUUUCUCUCCCCAGCCUCUCUUCUUCUGUGUGGGGACAUCACUUUACAGGGACAACAAUUUCUCUAAUAAAAUUACAAGGUGAUCCCAUAGAUCAUAAUCAUAAAUUAUCACUCCGAAACAGUCACAGGAUGCACGUGGGAUGUCUAUGCUUCAUGCGACUAGUUAUAAUUAAUACACAGAUGUUUGUGUGUGAGUGUUUGCAUUUUUUAAGCGAGUUUCUAGCAUGUGUUUCUUUGUGGAUGUGUGUUGGUCCGUGUUUUGAGCAGCUUGAAGGCCACCCCCACCCCGGUGACAGCUCAUCUAUUUAAGUUAGACGUGGGCAAGCUGUGCUAGCUACUGUGCAGCCUCGGUAAUUGCCUCUGAAAUGAAUUACUUGGCAGACAGAGAAGCAGAGAGGGGGGAAAAGGAAAUUGUAAUUGAAAUGCCCCCCCUCCACCACCACCCAUCCCACCUCUCUUGCGCUUCACGUUAUUACAUCUGCAGUGCAGAAAUUCAUUUCCCUCCCAAACACAAUCCCGUUCUCCCUCCUCCCUCCCUCCUCCUGUGGUGUCCACACUGACGCCUGGGGGAAUUCAACCAUUGAUUGUUUGUCUUAAGCGUGCUAAUUUCACACACGCAUGCACACACUCAAACACUUUGUGCUAGAAUCCAUUGUUUUGAACUACAAACAGAACAACUUUUAGCCUGUUCUUUUAGGUGCGUGUGGUUGCCCUUUAGCGAGACUAAGUGCGGUUGGACGGCCCAGGGGCCGAAGAGUUUAUAACUGGCAGUAGUAGAGAGGUGUUCAGUAUGUAUCUA
This is a messenger RNA of Osmerus eperlanus (European smelt), 5105 nucleotides long. RefSeq lists its product as uncharacterized. The transcript is spliced from 5 exons. Gene Ontology annotation, cellular component: nucleus. Lineage: Eukaryota; Metazoa; Chordata; Actinopteri; Osmeriformes; Osmeridae. Gene Ontology annotation, molecular function: protein dimerization activity. The record is from RefSeq and is a predicted model, not a curated record. Bases 459 to 2525 code for a protein of 688 amino acids. Gene Ontology annotation, biological process: regulation of transcription by RNA polymerase II.